This is a messenger RNA of Chlorella variabilis, 717 nucleotides long. RefSeq lists its product as hypothetical. The record is from RefSeq and is a predicted model, not a curated record. The transcript is spliced from 6 exons. The coding region runs from base 1 to 717 and encodes 238 amino acids. NCBI's taxonomy places the organism in Eukaryota, Viridiplantae, Chlorophyta, Trebouxiophyceae, Chlorellales, Chlorellaceae.
AUGGCUGCGCCAGACCAAACCGCCGAGCUGCCUACCAGCGAUGCUGGCGGCACGGGCAGCCCGGCCUUUGCUGAGCCCAGCAUCAUCGACCUGGUCCUGUGCGACCACCGCAACAUCAGCACCCUGUUUGCUCUGUUUGAGGUGGCGGCGGCGCGCAAGCAGGAGCCUCAUGCGGGGCAUGUGAUGCAGCAGCACGCCAGCGCUCUGUUCCAGGAGAUCCGCCUUCACUCGCAGGCGGAGCUGGAUGUGCUGUAUCCAGCCCUGGAGGCGGAUGCGGCGGGCAGCACCGACAAUGCGGUGCUGGCGCUGACGUGCCGGGACGCAAACCAGCAGGUGGAGGCUGACCUCCUGGCAGUGCUGGCCUCUGCCGGAUGCGCCCUGGGAGGCCCCGCCGCCGCGUCUGGCGCUGCUGGCGCUGGGCCAGGCCCGGAUCAGCUGGAGGCCGCGGUGCAGAGGCUGCAGGCCCACCUGAGCGCACACAUGGUGGAGGAGGAGCGCAUGGUGCUGCCCCGCCUGGCGGCGGCCCUCAGCCCUGAGGAUCUUAUCAUCAUGGGCAAGAACUUCGCAGCAGCCAAGCUGGCCGUCAGCUUCCUGCCCGAGCCCUCCGCCGCUGCUGGCGGCGUGGGCAGCGGCAAGGGCGUGGCGGACAAGGGGAGGCCGGUGGCGGCGGCGCGCACCGACACCGCCGAUGCCUCAGACCAGGCCAUGGUGGAGUGA